CACUUUCUCUCUGUUUACCUAUAAAUUAAAAAAAAAAAAAAAAACUUUCGAAAGAAAAUUCCUGCCUUGCAGACAAGCUCAUAAAACCUUCCAUUUAUUUUUUUAAAAAAAAUUGUUAUCUCUUCCAGAAAUAGAAAUAGGAAUAGAAAUAGAGAGAGAAAAGUAAUUUUACCGUUCGGAUCUGUGUUUCUGGAGGAAAUGGCAUCUGGAUCAUCGGGUCGGGGAAACACGGGUAAUUCCAAAGGGUUCGAUUUUGGGUCCGAUGAUAUUCUUUGCUCCUAUGAGGAUUACGGCAAUCAGGAAUCGUCUAAUGGCAACCACACCGAACCCAACAGCUCCAAUAAGGAGUUUCACAAAGGAAGAGUGGCACGUUCAAUGUUUCCACCUAGUGGAUACAGUCAGCCGGAAGACUCUUUCUCCUCAGAUGUGGCUGCUACUGUUGAAAAAACCAUGAAAAGAUACACAGAUAAUCUCAUGCGCUUUCUUGAAGGAAUAAGUUCUCGAUUAUCACAGUUGGAGCUAUAUUGCUACAAUCUUGAUAGAUCAAUUGGAGAUAUGCGAGCUGAUUUAGUUCAUGGGAAUGGAGAUGCAGAUUCAAAGCUUAAAUCUAUUGAGAAACAUCUACAAGAGGUCCACAGGUCUGUGCAGAUCCUAAGAGAUAAGCAGGAGCUUGCGGAGACUCAGAAGGAGUUGGCUAAGCUACAACUUGCACAGAAGGAGUCUUCUUCCAGCCAUUCACAAUCUACUGAGGAGAGAGUAUCACCACCUGCCUCUGAUCCUAAAAAGACUGACCUCACAUCUGAGAUGCAAAACCAACAAUUAGCUCUUUCCCUACCUCAUCAAGUAGCAUCACAACAACAGCCCGUGGCGCCACACUCUCAAGCCCCACCUCAAAAUUUGACCCAACAAUCCUACUACAUGCCUUCAAAUCAAUUAUCCAACCCUCAAGCUCCAGCUGCAGCUCCUUCUCCAGCCCCCGCCCCUAACCCUAACCCUCCCCCUGCCCCAGCACAAAAUCAGCACCCCCCGAGUCAAUAUUUGACUUCUGAUCCUCAGUACCGACCGCCUCAGAUACAAGACAUCUCUAGGAUGCCAACACAGCCUACACAAGCCCAAGGUAAUCAGGUCCAAUCAUUCCCUCAGUAUCAGCAGCAAUGGCCUCAACAAUUAUCACAGCAAGUGCAACCGCAGCAGCAGUCCUCUAUGCAACCACAGAUGAGGGCCCCAUCAACACCAGCUUACUCUCCCUACCCUCCAACUCAAUCAACAAAUCAAUCUCAACCAGAGGCGUUGCCAAACAGCAUGGCCAUGCAGGUCUCAUAUUCUGGACUUCCUCAACCCGUGUCUAGCCGUGCUGAUACCAUUACUUAUGGGUACGGAGUACCUGGCAGAACAGCUCCCCAACAACCUCCUCAACAAAUCAAAGGCACUUUUGGAGCACAACCGACUGAUAGGUACACAGGACCUGGCUCCAAUCCCACCUUUCCUCCAGGAAGUGCAUACAUGGUAUAUGAUAGUGAAGGGGGUAGAACACAUCACCCGUCCCAGCAGCCUAACUUCUCACAGGGUGGGUAUCCCCCAGCAGCAAAUGUCUCUCUUCAGACUCAACCAGGUGCUGGCCCUAAUGUUAUGGUUAGGAACACCAACCAUCCGCAGUUUGUUCGCAAUCAUCCCUACAGUGAGCUGAUUGAAAAGUUGGUGAGCAUGGGUUUCAGAGGUGAUCAUGUUGCCAGUGUGAUUCAGAGGAUGGAAGAGAGCGGGCAGCCUCCGGAUUUCAAUGCUGUGCUUGAUAGAUUAAAUGCACAUUCCUCUGGUGGUUCUCAAAGAGGAGGAUGGUAAAGCGCAAUCGCAUACCUGAGUUGGGCUUUGGGUAUUAUUCGAAUAAAGGGUGGUAGAGUUCUCGUUUAUAUGUUGGGAGGGAUAUGAAUAUUUGUAUGUUACCUCAUAAUUAAAACUUCUACUGGGAAAUGUUUGCUUUUAUUUGGGUUAAUUUCAGUUUUAUUAUCUAAUGCAAUAACCCCUGCUACUUAUCUUAAA
Messenger RNA from Gossypium raimondii (Peruvian cotton), 2037 nucleotides. RefSeq lists its product as uncharacterized. The coding region runs from base 199 to 1839 and encodes 546 amino acids. The record is from RefSeq and is a predicted model, not a curated record. NCBI's taxonomy places the organism in Eukaryota, Viridiplantae, Streptophyta, Magnoliopsida, Malvales, Malvaceae. The transcript has 3 exons.